AUGGAAAACGAUCCUGAUUUAAAAAUUCCGACAAUUGAAAUUUCGGAGUCACCAGGACCGACGGGCAACGAUGUGGAAAAAAGAAGAGAAUGGAAGAAAUUGAAUAAAUCAAGAUUAAGGCGAUCGAAAAGCAUGGGAGGACCAUGUACUGAUGAUUCGGCGAGUGAAGGCUGCUCUACUGAUGAUUACCGACUCGUUUCUCCGAAAAUAUUGAGAAAGACUAACGUGAAAAAAGAAAGCUUUGAUGAUUUUGUAAAGAGGCGGCGUAAUUUAUUAGAAAGACAGCGUUCCACAAUUUCAUUGUAUACUUCACCUAUCCUUGUGAUGACUUAUUUCUCGGCAUAUGUAAUUUAUCAAGUCAAAACAGCCGUGGAAUAUGCACAAUCAAGAAAAUGGAUCAUAACAUCUAUACCUAUAUUAGGAAUUUUGAUUCAAUUUGCAUUGUUAGUUGAGGGAGCACAUCAAGAUGUGAUAUAUCGAGUUCAAUCUUAUGUCGUUUGGUAUUUUUAUUGGAUUGGUUUGGGAAUCGCUUCAUCAGUAGGUCUGGGUACAGGUCUACAUACAUUUGUAUUAUUCUUAGGUCCUCAUAUUGCGGAAGUGACUUGGGCAGCUUAUAAAUGUGGAAAUUUGGAUUUUGAAACGUUUGGUCCUCAUAGAUUUCGAUGCCAGCCUUCUGUAUCAACGUCAGUUGCAGUAUCGUUAUUGAGUAUAUUUAAAAAAGUUCAAUGGGAGUCUUUCUUUUGGGGGUUUGGUACGGCACUUGGUGAAUUGCCUCCGUACUUUGUUGCUAGAGCAGCCGCUUUAUCAGGUAGUCGUAGUGAAGAAUUAGAACAGAUAGAUACUUUAAUGGCUCAAAACCCAGAUAGUAUAUCACAUAAAGAAAAGGUGUUCAUAUGGGUUCACCGGCUUAUGCAAAGAUUAGGAUUUUUUGGAAUAUUUCUAUUUGCUUCGAUUCCAAAUCCUUUAUUCGAUCUUGCAGGUAUAAUUUGUGGACAGUUUUUAGUACCAUUUUCAACAUUUUUUGGGGCAACAUUUUUAGGCAAAGCAGUAGUAAAAUCCUCUAUUCAGACUCUUUUUGUAAUUCUAUUAUUCUCCCAAGAUAUGAUUAGCACUAUUUUGGAUAUUACACAUCAUUAUUUACCAUAUGUACAUGACAAACUCCAAAACGUUGUACAGCGGCAAACUAAAAUGUUAAGACGUGAAAAGGGUGAAGAUGCUCCUGAAAUUAGUCCAGGUAGCCCUAGUUAUAUAUCUAUCGCAUGGAAUUGCCUUUUUAAUAUUAUGUUGGCUUAUUUUGCAUUGUCAGUAAUUGAAACAUUGGCUAUUUCACAUCUUAAGAGAGUUCAUGACAAAGAAAUCGAAGAUUUGGAAAGAAAGGCAAAGGAAAAAGCUGAAGCAGAAGGAGAUGGUAUUGAAGAAUCUCCAAUGUCAAGAAGUGUUAUUGAAGGGGAUCUUAAACGGGAAAUAGAUUUAGGUAGAGGUUAUUCAAGUAGUUAA
Messenger RNA from Rhizophagus irregularis DAOM 181602=DAOM 197198, 1497 nucleotides. RefSeq lists its product as uncharacterized. Gene Ontology annotation, cellular component: endoplasmic reticulum; membrane; endomembrane system. NCBI's taxonomy places the organism in Eukaryota, Fungi, Glomeromycota, Glomeromycetes, Glomerales, Glomeraceae. The record is from RefSeq and is a predicted model, not a curated record.